AUGUUGGGGGCCGCCCUCUCCAUCGACCACAUGUUGGGGCCGCCCCUCUCUGUCGACCACAUGUUGGGGGCCGCCCUCUCCGUCGACCACAUGUUGGGGCCGCCCCUCUCCGUCGACUACAUGUUGGGGCAGCCCCUCUCCGUCGACCACAUGUUGGGGCAGCCCCUCUCCGUCGACCACAUGUUGGGGGCCGCCUCUCUCCGUCGACCACAUGUUGGGGGCCGCCCUCUCCAUCGACCAUAUGUUGGGGGCCGCCCUCUCCGUCGACCACAUGCUGGGGGCCGUCCCUCUCCGUCGACCACAUGUUGGGGGCAGCCCUCUCCGUCGACCAUAUGUUGGGGGCCGGCCCUCUCCAUCGACCAUAUGUUGGGCCAGCCCUCUCCGUCGACCACAUGUUGGGGGCCGGCCCUCUCCGUCGACCACAUGUUGGGGGCCGCCCCUCUCCAUCGACCACAUGCUGGGGCCGCCCUCUCCGUCGACCACAUGUUGGGGCCGCCCCUCUCCGUCGACCACAUGUUGGGGCCGCCCCUCUCCGUCGACCACAUGUUGGGGCCGCCCCUCUCCGUCGACCACAUGUUGGGGGCCGCCGCUCUCCAUCGAUCACAUGUUGGGGCCGCCCUCUCCGUCGACCACAUGUUGGGGCUGCCCCUCUCCGUCGACCACAUGUUGGGGGCCGCCGCUCUCCAUCGACCACAUGUUGGGGCCGCCCUCUCCGUCGACCACAUGUUGGGGGCCGGCCCUCUCCGGCGACCACAUGUUGGGGGCCAGCCCUCUCCGGCGACCACAUGUUGGGGGCCGGCCCUCUCCGUCGACCACAUGUUGGGGCCGCCCUCUCCGUCGACCACAUGUUGGGGCCGCCCUCUCCAUCGACCACAUGUUGGGGCCGCCCCUCUCCGUCGACCACAUGUUGGGGGCCGGCCCUCUCCGGCGACCACAUGUUGGGAGCCGGCCCUCUCCAUCGACCACAUGUUGGGGCCGCCCCUCUCCGUCGACCACAUGUUGGGGCCGCCCUCUCCGUCGACCACAUGUUGGGGGCCAGCCCUCUCCGGCGACCACAUGUUGGGGGCCGGCCCUCUCCGUCGACCACAUGUUGGGGCCGCCCUCUCCGUCGACCACAUGUUGGGGCCGCCCUCUCCGUCGACCACAUGUUGGGGGCCGGCCCUCUCCGUCGACCACAUGUUGGGGCCGCCCCUCUCCCUCGACCAGCUAAGCGCUCGAGUGCAUACAUUACUAAAUACAUUUACUGUAAUAUAG
Messenger RNA from Procambarus clarkii (red swamp crayfish), 1254 nucleotides. RefSeq names its product trophinin-like. Lineage: Eukaryota; Metazoa; Arthropoda; Malacostraca; Decapoda; Cambaridae. The record is from RefSeq and is a predicted model, not a curated record.